Aedes albopictus (Asian tiger mosquito) is the source of this 6246-nucleotide messenger RNA. RefSeq names its product adipokinetic hormone/corazonin-related peptide receptor variant I-like. The coding region runs from base 2541 to 3839 and encodes 432 amino acids. Gene Ontology annotation, biological process: cellular response to hormone stimulus; G protein-coupled receptor signaling pathway. Gene Ontology annotation, molecular function: adipokinetic hormone receptor activity; peptide binding; vasopressin receptor activity. Gene Ontology annotation, cellular component: plasma membrane. NCBI's taxonomy places the organism in Eukaryota, Metazoa, Arthropoda, Insecta, Diptera, Culicidae. The transcript has 10 exons. The record is from RefSeq and is a predicted model, not a curated record.
GAUUCAAAGUUUUUUGCAAGAUUGUUUUUUUUAGAAUACGCUCUUAUGCGCGGAAAGUUUACAGUAAGCGAGCGGUGUUACGCUCUUACAUUUUACUGACUUGUGAUUCUCGGUAGUGUAAGCUUUUCUUAUUAUGGUUGAUUAACACCCCAAUUUCAGUACUCAAAAGUGUAGAUUAUGUAUGUGAUCGUUUAGGUUAUUCUGGUUUAAGACUGCUAUUAACACCUUCGAAGAUGCAGAGUGGCAACGUUAGAUGUUGCUCUCAAUAUUGAUGUAAUAGAAUAGUUUUUUAGUUAGAAAAAAAAAACAAUUUGAGAAGUUACCUAUUUCUGUACGGUUUUAGAGUUUUUGAAGCAUGAAGGGAAAAAUGGUCGAAUGGACAAAAGGUCAAAUGGAACAACAAGUCGAAUGGGACAAAAGGUCGAGUAAACAAAAAUUUUAGUAGACCAAUUUACCAGCUGGUAUGUCUCGCUUAUUGAGAGUAACUUUGUAGUGAAUUUCAGGCACUAACAUUUCUGUAGGAAUUUUUUCCUUCUUUUGAUUAUAGGCUGUUCUUUCAAGUUGUGAUGUGUAGUAUUUAUUCAAUGACAAUUUAGUUUAAUUUUUUGUUCAGGAAUUUUUCCUUCUUAAAUUUAUAGGCUGAUCUUUCUAACUGUACUGCAGAAAUAUUCAUUGAAAUAUUUUGCAUGAGUUAUUAAUUUAGAUGUUAGUUGACCAAUUUAUCAUUUAAUUGUUUAAAAUAGUAGUUUACGCAACAAGGUGCAGAAUGAAGAUUUUUACAGCACGAGUUGUACACUUAUCCAACGAGGCUUGCCGAGUUGGAUAAGUACGACGAGUGCUGUAAAAAUCGAGUUCUGCACCGAGAUGCGUACAACGUUUUUUGCAAUUUCAUAAAUUACCACUUGAGGAUAGUUUUUAACAAAACUUUUACAUCAAACUGCACACUGAUGUUCAUAGCCAUGUUUAAGAAAGUCUAAUCAUAGCAGGAUAUACUGUGCAGUUGUCUCAAUUUUUCAAACCUGCGUCCAGAAAGCAUCAAGAAGUUGAUCAAAACUGAAAACAGUGCUGUAAUGGUUCAUUACGCAACGCAAAUCAGUGGUGUAAUGAACCAUUACAGCACUGAUAAUUUAGUGUGGGAAAGUAGGCCUUUUCCUGUCAGAUUUGCGUGAGCUAAAACAGCCUAUUACGAUGAGAAAUUGCAAAAAAUAUAUUUCCAUACUUAAUGGCUUGCAGUCAAAAAAGCCCAAAAUUGCAUAUUUUGCCCUAUAAAUUGCGGUAAAGCUCAAAGUUGUGACGUGCUGGAGCAAAUCUAAGUCCAGAUUCAGAUUCAGCGGCCCAAAAUCUGUCAGAGACACAUAAGUUUGCUCUUGAGACAAAAAAAUGUUGCGCUGUGUAAUUUUAUUAAUUUUAUAUAACUGAUUAAAUUUUUAUUACACGCUGAGAUACAUUAUAACAUAACAUUGACAUUAUGAAGAUAUUGGUAAAUUUAUUGUGAAAAGUGCCGAAAAUAGGACCGCACAAACUUUUUAUUUUUAUUGUUUUGACGUAGAGAUGUUUGAUCCAGAAUUAUUUGUCACGUCUAGAAGUGUUCGUACAAACAAGUUUCUAACGAAGAUUUUACAAAUACAUAGUCCCAAAUUGAGAUUUUGUUCAUAAAAUACUGAAAUUAUUGGGGGUUGCGCAUAAUGAAACCCAGCAUAUCGCAAAAAUAUACAUAAAAAUUUAAAAAAAAUAUUUUUUUACUACUUUUGCAUCUUAAUUGUAAAAUCUGGUUUCUUAUGAAUAACAACAAGAAAUGAAAAUAGGCUCCUGGCAAUAUCAAGUCUUCACUGUAUCUAGCAAUUUUCAUUCUCUUCCUUUGCCAAAUUAAGUCCGGCCAGCAACGAAAAAAAAACUCUCUUUACCGUUUGCAUGAUUAGAAUAAAUUCACUUCCAAUCCAUCCUUACCAGACGCAAACAGAAGUCACAUGCUGUGAAUGGAACUGACGAAGCAUAUAGAAAACCGUUUAGCGAUUUUCUCUUUGAUACCAAAGGCCAACGUUAUCCUUAGUACAGACAAAAGCCAGUGAAAUGGCAAGAUAGUAUAUUACAUAUUAUCCUGUUGUCACAUAAAGCACGUUGGAUGAUUGUACUUUAAAAGUGUCCGGUAUAUAAAGAUGAAGGUUGUAUGUGUGUACAUACGCUUCAUUAUCAAUGUUUUGUGCUGCGCAAAACAUCACCGUAAUCCAAAACCUAUGUGUUCGCUUAUUUAUAAAUCAACCGCCUUCAAAUUCACAUCUCACCGCCAAACAAGAUUGAUGUGAGAAAAGUGAACCAUUUUCAGUAAUCGGAAACCACGAGUGAUAACGCAAAGGUGAAAAUAUAAUAGUUAAACGUUUGAUCAGCACCCAAACAUAAACCGCCGUUGCGAUUGAGCCGUAGGCUGGACAUUGAAUUAAAGUGCCAUCGAAAACAGUUCUAUGUGGUAACGACGGUUCGAAUAAUAUUUCAGACUUACCUAAGCCAACCAUCUAUUGUUUCAAACUAGUUAUUGAUCCACAAUGUCACACGCAGUUUUAAAAAGAAAAAGUAAUGAAGCAUCGCAUUACAAUCGAAGUUAUGGAGAAAACGCUUACAAUUAUGAAGUUAUGUCAUACACACAUUCGAGUUCUACAAGUGAAAAUGAAAUAUUUGAAAACGAUACGUGGUAUGGUACGAAUAAUAGUAACUGGAGCACUCCUUUGCCCAUUGAUAUGCAAUUCAACGAUGGACACAGACUGCAGAUAGCUGUUUAUAGCGUAUUGAUGAUCAUUUCUGCCAUAGGAAACAUAACAGUGUUGGCGCUUCUUAUCAAAAGACGGCUCAAAUCACAUUCUCGAAUAGAUAUGAUGUUAACCCAUUUAGCUAUAGCAGAUUUAUUGGUAACAUUUCUAAUGAUGCCACUGGAAAUUGGGUGGGCGGCCACUGUUCAGUGGAGGGCAGGCGAUAUCAUGUGUCGGGUGAUGGCAUUUUUCCGCACAUUUGGAUUACAUUUAUCAAGCUUCGUACUCGUCUGCAUAUCCGUAGACAGGUAUUAUGCUGUAUUGCAGCCACUGAAUCUUUCGAAAAGCAGAGGAAAAAUAAUGAUUGUCAUAGCAUGGGCAAUGGCCAUUUUAUGUAGUGCACCUCAGCCAUUCAUUUUUCACGUUGAAGUACAUCCAAAUCACACGUGGUAUGAGCAAUGCGUGACAUACAAUACUUUCUCGAACGACAACUACCAUACAGUCUACAAUAUUCUAGUAAUGAUGUUCAUGUAUGCAUUGCCGUUAUUAACUAUCAUUUGUUCAUAUGCGUCAAUCUAUAUGGAAAUCUUCAGACACAGUCGGAUGCCAAACUCAGGUGAAGGCUUUCGGCGGUCAAGCAUUGAUGUUUUAGGUCGCGCAAAGCGAAGAACAUUGAAAAUGACCAUUACUAUUGUCAUGGCGUUUGUCAUUUGUUGGACACCGUACUACGUUAUGUCUAUAUGGUAUUGGCUGGACCAAAAAUCAGCAGAAAACGUUGAUCAACGUGUACAAAAGGGACUAUUUCUUUUUGCCUGUACCAACAGCUGCAUGAAUCCAAUAGUUUACGGCAUAUAUAACGUGAAGUUACGCAAGAAGAAAAAAACACACUCAGGCAUUCAAAUGGUCAAGCUAGAAAUCAUUCACAGAAGAAAUAGCUGCGUCCAGAGCAUGGACGGUGUAAAGGCAGGCCAAUCUUCCGUUAUUCUAAGAAAUUCUGCGAAAUAUACCAGACAUUCAGAAUCCAUCCGAUCUUCAUCAGGUAAAAUUCGUUGCUGCAGAGAUCUUGAUAUAACAUCACGUGCAAUCAAACCAGUCUAAAACCAAAGGAUAAAAAAAAACAUACUAUUUGGAGAGUACUAUUUCCAAACAUGUGGAACAUUUUGCGUGAUACUUAAUUUCCCAUUACCAGUAUAAAGCAAAGAAUAGAACAUAAUUAAAAUGUAAUUUGAUUGCUCUGCAAUAAGAUAUUCAUAGUAUAAAAUCCUAAAUGAAAUUUAAAAAUCAAAUAUGGCGGAAACGCUAUUGUUGAUCCUAUUAAAAACUGAAAAAGCAAUAACUCCAGCGAAAAAAAAAGAUAUGCACACAAAACUGCCCAAACAUAUAGAGAUUUUGAAGAUAAAAAAACAUUUACGAUCAUUACUUGGGCUGCAUCCUUUUUUUUUUUUUCUUUCAAAACAAGCAUUUGACGUAAAUAACAUAAAAAUUGUACACUACAAUCAAUCCUCCAUGAGCCGAAAUUGAAGGAUCCAUCGACUCAUGGAAAUAUCGAGUAAUAUAAUUCGCCUUGACAGAACUCUGACCUGCCAUCUAGGAAAAGUUUCCCGUGUGGGUGGAGCGUAGCUGGCGAAGUACAGUCAUAGCACAAUCAUGGGUCACCCACAAUUAUGAAUUCCAUUUGAAUAGCAUGGAGAACUGAUUGACUAAUAAUUGUGACAGAGUGAUCCAUAAUUGUGCAAUGACUGUAUAGGGAAAAAAGUUCAAAAUGCUUCUGAAAAAUUAACGAUAAUUUUUAUUGAAAUGAGGAAUAAUGUACGAGAUAAGAGGUUUGAAAAACUACAAUAUCAGUAAUUAAUGUAGAACACAAAUCCAAUUUAUGUGGAGCGGACCUGGUGUGAUGGUAAGAAGGUAAGAGAGGUAUCAUGCCGAAUAUCUGGGAUCGAAUCCCACUCCCGAGAAACACACAAAAUGUAAGUCCUUCCUUCGGAAGGGAAGUAAAGCGUGGAUCCCGGGCCUAGGGCUAAAAAUCUCGUUAAUAAAGAUAAAAAAAAAUCAAUUUAUAUUUAUUUUGUAGCUAAUCAAUAGUCUAGCCUUGCACAUUAACCCGCAUUGCAAUAAAAACUAUCGUAAUUUUUUUAGAAGCAUUUUAAACUCUUUUUUCUUUACUCCGCCAUUAUAGUAUACGCUUCACGCACCUGGCAAACUUUUCCUAGAAGGCAGGUCAGAGCUCUGUCAAGGUGAAUGGAAUAUCUUUGGGAAGCCGUUUGAAGGGAUCAUCAUAGCAAAAUUAUUAGUCGGUGUGGGGUAAAUUGGCUCCAUGAGUCGAUAUUGACCGAGUCAACGAGCAUCGAAUCAUGAAGGUUCAACGAUAACUCAAUCUUCUAUUAUAAUCAACAUAUCAACUUCUAAUACCACCUUUUUAAACUGUGAAACAUUGCCCAAGCCAAUAUCAAAUAGAAGCGUUAGUGGAAAAAUAACAAAAAAAACAAACCUUAAAGACUUGAAAGGAUUGCAUAAUCGAUGUAGUGAUUUUUUUAUCCGAAAUCAAUGAUAUAUAUAUAUAUAUAUAUAUAUAUAUAACAUGUGUAACUUUGGCAACAUAAACAUUUAGCCGGGGCCCGUGGCGUAGUGGCUACACGUUCGCUUCAUAAGCGGAUGGUCAUGGGUUCGAUCCCAGCCCCGGCACUUCGUCAGUUGCUCUUCCCCCCGAGAGCGGCUGACACUUGACCUUCUUCUGAGCUCUCCAUAGCUCAAACGGACCCGGAUAAUUGGAUAUCGGCGAACGGCAACCCAUAAUGGACGACCCCCAAUCGGACUAGAAAAGGAACAGCAGCCACACAUCAUUUCAUCAUCGUGCUCAUCAUUCUACCAAGGACAGGGUUGAAAAGUGAAUGCAGCACAAAGGCUUACCAGUUCGAUAUAGUAGAAUAAGAAUAUAAUAGAAUACAUUUAGGCUUUGUACAAAGUGUAAGUGCAGCCGUCAAUUGGAAUCGCUCACGUAGUGCCCUAGUCAGGGUGAAAAAUUUUCAUAGUCAUUGACUGAAAACAGCACGAAAUUGAACGAUUCUGCACUGAAUAUUCAAAACAAACAAAUUCAUUUUCGCUCUCCUUCUUCACACAGUCAGUUAAUUCGUAGUCAUUGAAUAUGAAACCGAUCGAGAAACAUCUUCAUAAUUACUUACGUUUAUGGCUACGAUUCCUUCCAAAAACACUCCACAACAAUCAAAUCGGACAAGAUCGGUGUAAAGCACUGUUAAAUGUAAUCGAGACGUCAAUAUUUUAUCAGCAAUUUAACACUUUGUAAGAUGUUUACAAAUAUUCAUUGACUUUCAUUCAGUUGACGAACGAGUAUCGAGCAGCUGAAUAUGAAUAUGCAGGCAAGUGAAUAAAAAUUGCCGCACGGUGAACAUCAGCUCGUCUGCUCGAAAAUUUUGCGCCCUGGCCCUAGUAGACAAAAGAACUGUAAAAUAGGUUAAGUGGUUAAGAAUAAAAAAUACAUAAACAUUUC